Messenger RNA from Exserohilum turcica Et28A, 1764 nucleotides. RefSeq lists its product as uncharacterized. The coding region runs from base 8 to 1501 and encodes 497 amino acids. Gene Ontology annotation, biological process: mRNA splicing, via spliceosome. The transcript is spliced from 2 exons. NCBI's taxonomy places the organism in Eukaryota, Fungi, Ascomycota, Dothideomycetes, Pleosporales, Pleosporaceae. Gene Ontology annotation, cellular component: nucleus; spliceosomal complex. Gene Ontology annotation, molecular function: RNA binding; zinc ion binding. The record is from RefSeq and is a predicted model, not a curated record.
CGCAGCCAUGCUUCUGGAAGACCAGCGCCAGCUUCACGAGGACCUGGAGCGGCUUGAGGAUGCCGCCGCAGAGCGCCUUCUCGAAGACCCCCCGCAUAUUCGCGACCGCCUCGCACGUGACCACGACAUUGCACGAUUCCUCGAGCAAAUCGAAAGCCAGUCGAGCCGCCUACUCAAGAUCUAUGAAGAUGCCGAUGGCAAGAAGGAGGAUGAAGUGCGCGCUCUCACCCACGGCGACCCGAUGGAGUCCUUUUUGAAGGAGGUCCAAUCCAUCAAAGACUUCCACAACCGCUACCCGAACGAGCCCGUCGAGAACCUAGAGAAGGCCUACAAGAAGCGGUCGCCCGAAGAUCACGCGCAGUCUAUUGCAGCCAUCGACUCAAUGUUCACUGGCGAGGAAGGUUUCGGUCGCUUCUUUGACCUGACCACGCUGCAUGAGCAGUACUUGAACCUUCCUGUUCAUCAGCACGCGCGCCGCCUGACGUAUCUGCAGUACCUCGAUCUGUUCGAUGUCUUCACGCCUCCCCAAUGUAACAUUCGCCGCGAUCAGAAGAAGUCUGAGGCCUACUUUCAUUACCUGAAGGCCCUGCAAGAUUAUCUCGAGAGCUUCAUGCGACGGACAAAGCCUUUGGAGAACUUGGACAGGCUCUUUGCUAACUUUGACAAAGAGUUUGAGGAGCUAUGGGAGAAGGACCAGGUACCCGGUUGGGAAAAAGUUGCUCCGGCAGCAGCCGACGGCGAAGCGCAGGGCGAGGGCAUCUGGUGUUCCGCAUGCAAAAAGGGGUUCUCAAAAGAGACGGUCUACGAAGCGCAUUUGACAGGCAAGAAGCACAAGAAGGCGGUACAAGAAAGCCAAAACGGCACACAGGAUGGUGGCAAGCAGGCAAACGGUGCUUUUGCAGACUUGCAACGCUUCAAGGAAUGCGCUGUUGCCGAGCGAGAAUUCAGGAUACGAAAGCUCGCUGCAGCCAUGCAGACUGAGCGCGGCGAUACCAAGAUGAACGUCGAGCGUAAGCAGGGCAUGACUGAACGCGAGCGACAACAGGAACUCGAGCAACUAUACUCCGAGACACCGGAAAGCGGCGCAAAGGAAGAAGACAACGACUCGGACGGCGAAGACAAAAUCUACAACCCGCUCAAGCUGCCGCUCGCAUGGGACGGCAAGCCCAUCCCCUUCUGGCUGUACAAGCUGCACGGCCUGGGCGUCGAGUUUCCCUGCGAAAUCUGCGGCAACUUUGUCUACAUGGGCCGCCGCGCCUUCGACAAGCACUUCAACGAGCCGCGCCACAUCCACGGCCUCAAGUGCCUCGGCAUCACAAACACGACGCUUUUCCGCGAAAUCACCAGCAUCAAGGAGGCCGAGGACCUGUGGAAGAAGAUCCAAAAGGACAAGAAGAAGGAGAAAAUGAUGGCCGAGAAUGUCGUCGAGAUGGAAGACUCAGAGGGCAACGUCAUGCCCGAGAAGGUGUACAGGGAUUUGGCCGCCGCUGGCAUGCUAUAAUCCGUCGAACUGCCGUGAAUCUGUAUCUGUUCGUUUUACGCAGCGAGUCCAGAUUUCGGUCGUAAGAGAAAAAAAAGAGCAUUGCGCUACAGCCAAGCCCGUGGCUACUCACCAUCACUCAAGAGGCCUUCAAAAGCAACGUCCUGUGCUACUCCUUGGAACUUUCAAAGGCAAGGUCCCUCAGCGCGUCGUUCCUUUUUUCUAUUCCAUCUCCCUCCCUUGAAUGGCCGCAUCGGUCGUCACAAACACACUGCAUGGCUGGC